This is a messenger RNA of Haliotis rubra (blacklip abalone), 5447 nucleotides long. RefSeq names its product nucleolar protein dao-5-like. Gene Ontology annotation, cellular component: nucleus; site of double-strand break. Gene Ontology annotation, molecular function: ubiquitin-protein transferase activity; metal ion binding; nucleosome binding. The record is from RefSeq and is a predicted model, not a curated record. Gene Ontology annotation, biological process: double-strand break repair. NCBI's taxonomy places the organism in Eukaryota, Metazoa, Mollusca, Gastropoda, Lepetellida, Haliotidae.
UGAUGCGCGCCAGUUCGUAUGGCGAAAAUUGACAGAAAAUGGCUUGUUCUGCGGAAACAUCGCGAGUUUCCUUGGAAGACUGUACCUGUCCAGUAUGUAUGUGUAUUCUUAUCGAGCCGGUCACAAUGCCCUGCCACCAUGAACUGUGUCGACCGUGCUUCAAACAAAAUGUCGAGGAGGCCAGCCUGUUGUGUCCUAUGUGUAGAACAAGAAUUGGAACUUGGGCUCGUCAUGCAUCCAAAACCAAAACAUUGGUCAAUCAACAACGGUGGGAACAAAUCCAGGAAUUAUUCCCCAAAAGAGUUCGGUUAAGACUUGAGGGUAAAGAUGAAGAAGAUGACAGUGCUGAUGUGUCGUUCCAUCGGCCGGUCCAUCUGGCUGCCCCAGGGGAGAUCAGGAAAGAGUAUGAGGAGGAGCUCAACAAGCUUCGGCAACAGCUGAACCAAGAGCGUCAGCGUGAGGAACAGGAGAGUGAAGCUUUGAUCCGGCGCCUGCAGGAGGAAGAAGAUCGAGAACGGCACCGGCAGCGACUGCAGGCGAUGCAGGCCAAUGAGACUGACGAGGCCCUGGCAUGGGAACUGGACAAGGUCAUUAAUGAGGCUGGUACAGACGAUCCGAUCGACCUUCUCCUGGAGGAGACAAAGUCGCGCAUUACACGGAGCAACUCUGCCGCAAGUGCCAAGUCUGGACAGAGCAGCAGCGGAACAUUGGAAACGUUCUUUAAGAAAUACAAGGCCGAGACAGACACUCGGUGUGUGUCCGAAGAUUCGUACCCAUACCCCUGCAUCAGUCCAUCAGACAAAGACAAAGGGGAAGAUAACUCUCGUUCAAAUUCCUCCAUCGGGAAACUAAGCAGCAGUAGUGUUAAAACCGAGUUGUAUCCCUUUAAUUUAGUGGAUCAUUCCUACUGUCCUCAUCCUAAUGCUCCAAAGUCCAGUACUGUGGUGAGACCUCCGAGCGAUGAAGUGAUGACCAUAUCCGACUCUUCAUCAGAUGCUGGUAGAGAAAGAAGUGACAGUGCUAAGAAACGAAGUGACAGUGCUAAGGAACGAAGUGACAGUGCUAAGGAACGAAGUGACAGUGCUAAGGAACGAAGUGACAGUGCCAAGGAACGAAGUGAAAGUGUUGCCAGUAAUGACAGCAUCAGCAACGAGUUAUGUCACUUCAAACCCAUCCUGUCCUGUCCGACUCCACCCAGGAAGAUGGCCGACGGAAAGGUGCUAGAUCCACCGGUUGUGCGUACCACUCCUCGGAAUCUGUCUCGGAAUGGUUUCGGAUCCCCAGUCGAUGCUGUGAUGAGUCCAGGUCUAGAACCUGGGAGUCCGAUCAUGCAGAAACGGUUGAACGAACUAGCUCUGGAGAGACAGCAGCUGGUUCGGGAAAGAUCCAAGUCCACUUCUACUGGACCUGAUGAUGAAAUGCAUAGGGAUGAUAAGAAAUCCCACCCUCUUGUUAGAGAGAGAACACUUUCAAUUGAUUUGUCCCGUCCACCUUUGCACAAAACCGAUCCUGUUCCUCCUCUUGUGAAUACUGACCUGCCAGACAGCGUCGGUCCCAGGUCCGGGCUAUUGAUUCCACUAGAACCAAUCCUGGAAGAUCACGACUAUGAGGACAUUACUCCUGUACUACUUAAUAUCAGAAAUCAAGGUACAUCACUGACUGUGUCGAAAUCCCAAGAAGAGGAAGAACAGUCAGUUGGCAAUUUAGACAUUCGAGCCAAGACACCAACGCAUGAUAGGCUGAAGAGAUCGAAACAUGUGUCCAAAGAUCUCAAAGGACAGAAGAAUCUGAAGGCUCAGGUGAUCAGCCCUCAGCGGUCCAUAAAAGACUGGUUCAAAACUUCAGACAGGGAAAGUAAGACAGAGUCUCCGGAUUUGUUUGCAGAGAAUUCGGAUGUGAUCAGUGAGAAUCAGGAGGUGGACAGUAAUGCUAAUGUGAAGCAGUUGUCAGGGAAACAUGAGUGCAAUAGUGAACAAGGGGGUGGAGAUUCUGGAGGAUUGGUACUGCCUUCGGAGAGCAUCCUCGAAAUAAACAGUGCAAUUUCGAAACAUGUGUUUACUGGGGAAGUAGAAACUGAACAGAAGACCGGGAAUGGGAAGAUUGGGAAUGGGAAGGCUCAGGUGAAGAGCGGACCAAAACGAGCAAGGAGAAAUAAGACUCCACUUCCACUUUGUGAAAGUGAUGCGAGUCCUCUGAAGAGUGGCUCCAGUGUUGGUGUCAGUGAUCCUGUGGCCCUGAAGCCUGGCAGGAGAAAGGGUAGGGGGCUACAGGAGGAGGUGGUCAUCAAUGAAUCUGGCAGUGAUGACAAUUUCAACAAGGUUCUGAAAAAAGUGGAAGGGGUGGAAGAAAGUUUCUGGGAACAAAGAGAUAAAACCAAUGAAGAACUAUUGGUGUUGAAGUCAAACAUCCGAACGGUGAGAAAUAUCAAACGAGGUGCUCGUUCACGGACAAACGUCAGUGAAUCAGAUCGUUCCGAAAGUGAAAUGGAGGUGUCGGUUGAUAACACUGUGUCCGGCAAACAGUGUCGGAAAAAGGAUAGUGCUUCUGUGUCAAAGUGUAGUUUGAGCGAAAGUGAAUCUGAAAGUGAAAUGACAUUUGCUAGAAAACAGCAGCACAUAAUGAAUGGUGCCCAAAAGGUUUGUGAUGCUGAUCCUUUGAGGGUGGAAACCAAUAUUUGUGUUCCUCAAAGAUCUAGGAGGAGAAAGGCGAAGGGAGAUCCAGACUUUGAUCCUGAGGGUCUGAAAGAGAUCAGUGAAUCUGAAACUGAUCCUGUAACCCCUGUUAAGAAGAUGGGGAAACGGAGUAGAAGGGUUAGAACAGACACAAACAGACCUGAUAUUUCUGACCAGGAAAGAAAGUCACAAUUGCUUGGUAGAAAAAGGAAAGGUCAUAAAGAUAAUGAGGAUGUUGAACAUGAUUCUAAACAUCGUGACCAGGAUGAUGAAGUUCCUGGUGCUUGCAAACCAAGAAGGAGACGGAGAAAAAUCAAGAAAUCUGAUGAGGAGUACAGGAUAACUGAUGAUGGAAUGUCUUCUGAUGAAAAUACGAGGGUCAAGGGUUCAAGGUCCAAACCUACAAAGACAGUUUGUAAAAAGUCACCAGCAAAAACACCACCAAAAACACCACCAAAAAGAUCCCCCAAGAAGGCCAACUUGGAUGACUUGGAAGGUCCAUCAGAAACCAAAACGAAAAAUCUGUCCGAAGAAAUGGAUCUGCCUCUACCAACCAAGAGGUCCAAACUGAAAAAGUGUGCAACUGAGGAGCUUCUGGAAGAGAAUGUGGAUCCGAACAUGAAUAGGAACAACAGCAGUGUGGUGAAUUCGCCAAAAGGAAGACAAACUCAGAAGCGUGGUGGUACUGACACACACUCUAGUGCUGACAGUUCUGGACCCUCUCCACGGAAAAGAAUUCGAACAAAGUCCAGCAUUGUGUCUGACCUUGACAGUGUCUUUGAAAAUUCUCCCAAUCCAACAAAAGAGAAACCGCAGCAGGAUAAGAAACGGACUAAGUCUGUGGCCUCAAGGGCAUGGAAGUCACAAGGUUUGGAGGAGAAGGGUCGGCGGCGUCACACGACAGGUGACCAGCAGUCUAUCGUGAGGUACUUGAGUGGAGCUAGUGACAUUGACAUGCGGGAAGACCGAGAUGAGGAUGCUGUUAGCGACACGAUGGAGGUGUUCAGCCAGGAGGAGGAAGACAGGAAGAUGGCAGAGAGGUUGCAGAAGCAGUUCAACUUGGAGCAGAAGUUUCACAUAGCAGCCGAACGCUUCAAGGGUGGGGCAGAACAGUAUCAUUUUCGAAGAAAACCAAAUAUUACGAGUGAUUUUAUUGUUAUUCCUAGUGCCAUUGUAAAUCAGGUUAUGUGCCUCGUUCGGAAAUUUGAAUGGAAUAUGAGCUGUUUGAAGAAGGAAUAGGAUAAGCAACAUGAGUAUUUUGAUUGAGAAGAAAGCACAGUUGUCAUGGUUACUUGUUAUUAUCUGUGCUGUUAGUAAGACCAUGAGUGGAAAAACAUAAAUGAAAAUGUGGUUCUCAGGCUAUCAGUUUUGAAAUACUUUUAGGAUUUUGGUUUUACUGUGAAACAUUGUCCUAUUUACAGUCUGAAGUUUCAUUUGGAGUGGAUAUAUUAUGUUGUCAUUCAAUAGUGUUAAACAGGUGAUGCCUUUUUUUGUGACGUUAAACUGAUGUUAUUCUAAUAUGUUCUAUGGAUGAUGUAUUCUGGUGAUAACUGGUGAUGUCAUUGAAUGAUGUUAUCUGAUGUUAUGCAGUGGUGUUGACUGAUGCUGUGAUGUUAAACUGAUGUUACACAGGGAUGUUCAACUGCUGAUAUGCAGAGAUAUUUAUCUGAUGUUAUGCAGGGAUGCUCAACUGCUGUUACCGAGGUUUGUGCAAAUGUUAGACUGCUAUACAGAGAUGUUCAAUGGAUGUUAAACUGAUAAAAUUAUGGCAGAGAUGUUUAAAAGGUGAUGUCAACCAGCGAUGUUCAACUGUUGAUAUCAACCAGUAAUGUUCAACUGGUGAUAUCAACCAGUGAUGUUCAACUGCUGAUAUCAACCAGUGAUGUUCAACUGUUGAUAUCAACCAGUGAUGUUCAACUGUUGAUAUCAACCAGUGAUGUUCAACUGCUGAUAUCAACCAGCGAUGUUCAACUGUUGAUAUCAACCAGCGAUGUUCAACUGUUGAUAUCAACCAGUGAUGUUCAACUGGUGAUAUCAACCAGUGAUGUUCAACUGGUGAUAUCAACCAGCGAUGUUCAACUGUGAUGUCAUACUGAAUACUAAACAAAACCUGAGAACCAGUCAUUUUCCUAUAUAUUCUAAACAUGUUUAUAUAAUUCCUUUUAAUAGUGAAAUAAUUCUUUGAUCAGGUUCGGGAACAGGUGAUUAAGUUGUCACAAAAAUAAACUCUGAGAAUAUGUUUUGUUUCAUAAAUUUAGUUAAUCAUGUUAUCAAAGAAUGAGCUUGGAAUGAACAGGGUGCAUAUUCUGCAUUACGUGCACACAGAGACAAUAAUCAGGUUAGUCAGAUGUACUGAUAUUGAGCACAAAUGAAAGAGUGACAAGAAUUUAUGUACUCCCACCAUUUUAUACAAUGUUGUAAUCAGGCAAAGAAAACCACAUUGCAUUUUUCAGAGGGCAUUACUCAUUUCCUCAAAAUAUAAAACCGGUCAAAUUGAAGCAAACAUAUGUCUGUCAUCUACCUCAGUGUCAGUCUAACCUUGAAAAGAUAUUGGCAUAUUUCAUCAUCAUGGAAACUGUAUCAUGGUAUAUCAGUGGAUUAGUUUGAAGGAAAAUAGGAGAUAAUAGUAUUUGUUGAGGCUGUUGUUAUAUUUAUAAGGGUAGGAAUGAUGGAUCAACUUUGGAUGGUGUUACCCACUUUACUCAGUGUUUGGUUCAAAAGGAUUGGCUUAUAUUUUACAGUCUCAGAAUUGGCAGAGGUACAAUACAUGACAAU